AUGAGAGGCAUUGAAGAAACAAGGCAUAGAUGGCACGCCUUGUUUCGCGACAAUGAGACCACCCCCGCCGACCUGAGAACCGCCCUCAAAUCAGAACAAGGAGAGAAUCUGUGUAACGAUGGACUGAGAUCGAUAUGCUGGAAGGCAUUUUUGCUCUUUGACGACCUCGAUCGGACGCAAUGGCCUCGAAAGAUAACCGAUUCGCGAAGCGCUUAUUCCGCCCUCAGAGAACAUUUCCUCAAGUAUAUUGAGCAUCCUGAUGACCUGGAGUCGACGGUCGACCCGCUGGCGGAUGAUGAGGAGUCUCCAUGGCAAACUUUACGACGUGAUGAACAGAUGAGAGCGGAUAUAUUCCAAGAUGUCGAGAGGUGUUUACAGGAGAACUUCUUCUUCCAAGAGCCGGAGACCAAACAGAAGAUGACCGAUAUAUUGUUUAUUUACUCUAAACUCAACCCUGAUCUUGGCUACCGACAAGGCAUGCAUGAGCUGUUAGCACCUAUUCUCUGGGUUGUGGACAGAGAUGCAGCUGACACGGGUCCGCUCGGAGAGGGAGAUUCGACGGACGAGGACGACAACGACAACGACAUGCUGCAGCUGCUUGAUGCCGCAUAUGUUGAACACGACAGUUUUUCAUUGUUCUGUUCUGUUAUGCAAACUGUUCGCGUCUACUAUGAACACAGUGAGCAGCGGUCUGCGAGUGGUCAGAUGGAUGUUAUCCCAAUUGUUGCUCGGUGCCAGUAUGUCCACGACGAACUGUUGACGACUGCAGAUUCGGAAUUGGCAGAUCAUUUGCAGACGCAGGAUAUUCUUCCACAGAUUUUCCUAACUCGUUGGAUGCGCCUGCUCUUCGGUCGGGAAUUCACAUUUGAGGAAAAUCUCGCUGUUUGGGAUACUCUCUUCGCUGAAGGAUUACGAACCGAACUCAUUGACUUCGUAUGCGUUGCUAUGCUGCUACGAAUUCGAUGGCAAUUAUUGGAGGCAGACUGCUCGAGUGCUUUGAUGCUUUUAUUGCGCUACCCUUCUCCUGUCCCUCAUCCACCACAUGAAUUUGUGUACGAUGGGGUAUACUUAGAGCAGAACCCCACGGCAGACAGAGGACGAUUUAUUAUUUCCAAAUACUCUGGAAAACCGCCCGGAUCCUUGAGAUCGCCCAGCCAAUCGACUGCGAGACUUGCACCGAUCAGAAAAUCCCGCUUCCGUAGGGACUUUCGAGGCGUGAGCGAGGGUAACUCCCCUGCUCAGUCACCUGGGAGAAACAGCCCCAAGGGUUUGGAAACAAUCUUUCAAGAUGUGUCGGAUGGUAUCCAGCGACGGACGGAAACAUGGGGUGUUGCCAAGGCUGUUCGAGGCGCAAUGAGCGAAGCCAGAAGGAAUAUACAGUCCAUCCAGACGGAGGCAAAUUUUCCAUCGCUGAGUCCACGAGAAGCAGCAUGGCAAGAAUCGACUGCCGUUACCAAUUUAAAGAGCCGACUCGACCGGUUGGAAGACAGAAACAGGGCUCUCGCACAGACUCUGAGCCAAUCAUUGAAUGAUCUACGCUCGCAACUGGAAAAAUCAGAAAGCCUCGACAAGGAUGCAACAAAAGCCAUGCAACAAAGCCUGACGAGAAUCCAGUCUGUUCAGACAUGCCUCGAAGACCCGUCGACUCCUUUGAAAUCUACAGACCAAUCUUCGAAUGCUGGUGAUGAUACGGAUGAAAGAAAAUCGCCUGAGAAACCUAUGCCUACAAGAGUGAAACCUGGGGAGUCAAUAAAAGGUGAUAGACCGUCGCAAACAGCUACUGGAAGUGCUAAUGUACCUGCAUCCCGGUCGCCAGUCGCCAGCGAGGCCAAGAGACGUAGUACGAGCGCCGAAGCCUCUACUUCGAAAACGUCACUUCCGUCGACACGCUCAUCGCCCCGUCCACCACCACGUUCUUUACUGGCAGAGUCUGAAUUCUCGUGGAUGCUCGGGGGCGGUCGACAAAUCUCGAGCUUUGUCAGUUCUGCAUCAGUGCCGCCAGAGCAGACUCGACAUCGACAGAAUAGUAAUCUGUUUGGCAGUGGAGAUGAUGACCAAAGAAAAGGCGAGUUUGAGCCUGAUGGAUUGUCCAUGAAAAUGAAAAGUCUUCGGGGUUCCAAGAAACGAGAAAGCUGACAGGCUAUCUAACAGUGUAGUGGCCGCCUAAAUAUUUAGAUAGGGGGAGAGAGAUAUUGAAGCCUGGAGAAUUGGAGACGUAUUCUUGGACCACGCUUGUUUCACUCUGCGCCAUUUUGCUUUAGUCAAACAUGGAUCAGACUGUCUUGGUUGCUUUCGGGGUGGGUUGUCUGCUUCCUUCAACUGUCUGCUGUGCAAUUCGUAGAGAAGACCGGGUAGACCCAGUUUUUGUAAGCUGGAUGGGUGUUUAAAAUCCAGGA
This is a messenger RNA of Aspergillus wentii DTO 134E9, 2396 nucleotides long. Its product is annotated as GTPase-activating protein GYP6. The transcript has 6 exons. The record is from RefSeq and is a predicted model, not a curated record. Gene Ontology annotation, biological process: activation of GTPase activity. Gene Ontology annotation, molecular function: GTPase activator activity. NCBI's taxonomy places the organism in Eukaryota, Fungi, Ascomycota, Eurotiomycetes, Eurotiales, Aspergillaceae. The coding region runs from base 1 to 2136 and encodes 711 amino acids.